AAAAGUUAUAACGAAGAAUUUUCGCAACAAAACCUCCAACGCGGCCCAAGAACACGGUCCGCUCCCUCCCCACGCUUCUUCUUCUCCCUUCCGCGCCCUUUGUUAUCUCUUAGAUUCUCAUAAGCAAAGAUCAAUUCAUUUGCAUCAUCGCGAGCGAUCGGACCUAUAAAGAAGAAAUAUGGGACUUGCCGCUAGAAGAUCUUAUUGGAUUAGGAAGAGUGUAGGAUGUGCAUGAGAUCAAAAGGAAAUCCUUGAGAAAGGAGCAGAUGAAAAUGGAUAUGACAAUGAACUAAAAGGAAAUGCAUCUUUAAUUGCAUGUUCUAGUAGCUGAUAUGAUGAACUGGAGAAUUCCAAUCUUUGGGGGUGCCCAGCAACAACAGUCUCCGUCAAAUUUCCCGGAUAUUCCUACACAAUCGUGGUACCCUCCAUCAGUGGUUAAUUCACCUUCGCGCCCUGCCACACCAACCAGUACAUCUGGUGUCAGUACACAUCAGAGAGCUUCAGAGCGGCCUCAGUCACCAUCGCAAGGGCAGCCUUCACCUUCUGAGGCAGCAGGAAUAAUCACUUGUUUGAAGGAUAAAAGCAUCAAUGAGUUGAGAAAACUUUUAACUGACAAGGAGGCAUACAAUGCCUUUUUCAAUUCGCUUGACCAAGUAAAAAUUCAGAACAAUCUCCAUGAUGAACUUCGCAAGGAGACCUUGCAACUUACCAGUGAGUUGCUUUAUCUGCCCUUUAUGCUUAAUAUUUGCUUAAGUUGUUUCAUCAUAAAUAUUAACUGUAGACAUUUUUUUCUCUUAUUUACAGGGAAGAACCUAGAGCAGGAACCUCGAAUUCAGGAGCUUAAGAACCAAAGCACUAUCAUUCGGACAACUGAGUUGGCUGCUGCCCAUGAGAAGUUAUUGGAGUUGGAGAGGGAGAAGGAAGAAACUCUAAAGUUGUAUUCUCCGGCUUCACUUCUUCAAAAGUUGCAUGGAGCAAUGAAUAUAGUGGAAGAGGAAUCUGAAAUGCUGCACAGGCAGCUCCUUGACAAGGAGAUUGACCUUCAAACAUUUAUACGGAAGUAUAAGAAGCUUCGCACCAUUUACCAUAAACGGGCGCUUCUCCAUCUUGCUGCCAAGACUUCGGUGUGCUAAAUAUUAGAUUGUGUGCAGUGUCCUUUUGUAUCAUGAGCUUAUGGUAAACUAUUUCUUUUUACUUGCAUAAUACAGUUACUGCUACUUUUGUUCAGAGCCCCUGUUUUGUUUAUCCUGCAAUGGAGAAAAUGACCAACUUGCUU
Molecule: messenger RNA, 1276 nt
Organism: Elaeis guineensis (African oil palm)
Lineage: Eukaryota; Viridiplantae; Streptophyta; Magnoliopsida; Arecales; Arecaceae
Source: RefSeq, a predicted model, not a curated record